AUGGAGAUUUCUUCCCACCAGUCUCACCUCCUGGAGCAGCUGAACGAGCAGCGGAAGCAGGACUUGUUCUGUGACUGCAACAUCCUGGUGGAGGGCAAGGUCUUCAAAGCCCAUCGCAAUGUGCUGUUUGCCAGCAGCGGCUACUUCAAAAUGCUCCUUUCACAGAGCUCGAAGGAGACGAGCCAGCCGACAAUAGCCACGUUUGAGGUCUUCUCUCCGGAGACGUUCAUGGUCAUCCUGGACUUUGUGUAUUCAGGGAUAUUGUCUUUAACGGGUCAGAAUGUGAUCGAAGUCAUGUCAGCUGCCAGCUAUCUGCAGAUGACAGAUAUCCUUAAUGUCUGCAAGACCUUCAUUAAGUCCUCAUUGGAUAUUAAUGAAAAGGAAAAGGAUCAUUACCUCAGCCUCUCGGCCAAAAGUGCGAGCACUGAACCCACCCCUGCCCGCCCGGCUCUUUAUCGCUCCAGAAGGAAAGCAAAGAGCAACCCCCGGCGUUCCUACUCCAUCCCGGAUGAAAAACCCAACGGGAAUGAAAACUCCUGGAGCAGUUACAGCAGCUACCUGUCCUCACAGGUGAUCCUGCAGCGGGCAGAGACCCAGCUGUCCAAAAGAGGCAGGAAGCAGAGCUCCACGAGGAAGCGCCGCAAGCACCUGGGGCUGUCGCAGAGCCGGGAGCUGGGAGGGUGCAAAUCGGACAGAGCCGAGCGAGCCGGAGCCUCGGAUCCCGCCCACAUCUCCCAGGGCAGCGGAGAGGAGGCCGAGUUUGAUGCCGAGAACGACGUGGAGCAGGAUGACUUUGGAUAUCAUCCCGGGGCAGAGGCCGGAGCCAAGAGGUGGUCGGUUGCUCAGCUAGAACAAGAACUUUCCAGAACUCCUGAGUUCAUGGAGUUAAAGGCAGAAGAACUGUACACCUCAAUGCCCACAAUUUUAGGGGUCAUGAGUAGCUGGAAUGAAGGUGACCUGCCCCGGAUGCGUUUCAAGUGCCCGUUCUGCACGCACACGGUGAAGCGCCGGGCGGACCUGAAGCGCCACCUGCGGUGUCACACCGGGGAGCGGCCCUACCCCUGCGAGGCCUGCGGGAAGAGGUUCACCCGCCUGGAGCACCUCCGCAACCACUUCCAAACGAUCCACCAGGCUGGCAAGCUGAUCUGCAGGAAGUGCAAGCAGCACGUGACGGAGCUGACGGGCUGCGUGGUGCAGCAGGGGACGCGGCGCUACAGACUGUGCCACAAGUGCUUGGCAGAGGCCAACUUCGACAGCAUCCCCGAGGAUUUCAGUGCAGCUGAACAUUCUCCUGUCUCCUCCACGGGAAACAAACGGCCCAAAUGGGAUUUGGAGGAGGAGCAGAAAUCAGAUGAAGAGACAGGGGAGGAGGAGCCCUAUAAUUUGGUUGUCCGACACAACAGUGAUGAUAUUCCGGAUGAGGUAAAGGAAAAGGUGAAGCCAAAUCUGAGGUAGAUCUUGGUGGAUUUGUUCUUGUUGUGGUCAAGGUGAAAUGACUGGUGUCCCACCAACUAAUGUUGGUAUACUACUUUUAGGAAGUAUUGUUAAAAUUCUGUUCUGAGAAGCAACAUUUGGACUGAAACAAGCUGUUUUGCAGACGUGGAACGGUGUAAUUGCUUCUAAAUGUCAUCCAGAAAGUACUGAGGAUCAGAAAACAGCCUGAGUUGAAAGGGACCCACAAGGAACACUCAAGUCCAGCUGCUCACUUAUUAUCUGGAAAUUAUUUAGAAGAAUUGUUUUAUAUUUCAUCAAAGACUUGCUCAGAGUUCCUGCUCGUCGUGGAAGUGUGAAGCAGUUUACAGUUCUACAAAGGUUCUGUAGGAUACAGAUUUUUAAAAACCAAAUAUUGCUAAUUUGCUUUGGAAAAACUCUUCCUGAGGUGAGCAGCUGAGAAAUGUUAAACCACUCUUUUUUUUUUUUUUUUUUUUUUUUUUGCUGAUAUUGUAAUUAAUUUGUACAUAACACAUCAGAAACUUCCUAAGAAAGGAGCAAGGGAAACAAGUGGAGUUCUUCCUGCUGAAGAACCUUUUUACCUUUGUUUUCUCAGUGAACUUUACAGCUUCUUAGAGUUGAGAAAAGCAUGAUUUAGGAACUCCCACAGCCAGAGUAGAGUAGGUGACCAGAGCAUCUGUAGUGCACUUGGAUAGUAUGAAUUUGCCCUUUUUUUGUACUGUGAAUUUUAUAGAAAGAUACACCAACGUGGUUCCAAGGAAAUAAAAGUGCAAUCACUGGAA
This is a messenger RNA of Haemorhous mexicanus (house finch), 2234 nucleotides long. RefSeq names its product zinc finger and BTB domain-containing protein 8A-like. Gene Ontology annotation, biological process: regulation of transcription by RNA polymerase II. The transcript is spliced from 3 exons. Lineage: Eukaryota; Metazoa; Chordata; Aves; Passeriformes; Fringillidae. Bases 1 to 1455 code for a protein of 484 amino acids. The record is from RefSeq and is a predicted model, not a curated record. Gene Ontology annotation, molecular function: protein binding; RNA polymerase II cis-regulatory region sequence-specific DNA binding; DNA-binding transcription factor activity, RNA polymerase II-specific.